ACUUUCAACUUGAGUUUCAGGAUAGCACGAAACCAUAAACAAGCUCAGCCAUUUCUUAGAGAGAGAAAGAAAACACCCAAGGUAGUUGUGUGAGCACGUUUUGGAAGAGAGAGAAGUGUUUUCAGACAAAAGGGUUGAUAUCUUAGCAAGAAAGGAAGCUUUUUUCGUCUUCUUCAUUGUCUUAUGUCAUUAAGCUUCAAAGUUAUAUAUAUCAAUGGCAAAGAACCAAGACCCAGAAAGACUUUCCUUUUCAGCAUCAACAGUACCACCGCCGGCGCGUCCUAGUCUAACACUCCCCCCUAGACCUUCAAUGGAAACCUUUUUCAGCGAAGGAGCUGGAGCUAGUCCAGGACCGUUGACCCUUGUCUCUAGAUUCUUUGAUAAUACUAACCCAGAUUCAGAUUACCGUUCUUUUACUCAGUUACUUGCUGGUGCCAUUGCCUCUCCUUUAGCUAGACCCAGUUUUAAUUUUGAGAAUUCGUUUGAUAAUUAUGGGAAAGGUGGAGAUGGGAGGGACAAGGAUUCUUCUGGGUUUAAGCAGAGUAGGCCUAUGAAUUUGGCUGUUGGUGCUAAUUCUCCAUUGUUUAUGGUACCAUCUGGGUUGAGCCCUUCUGGGUUGUUGAACUCACCUGGGUUCUUUUCCCCUCAGAGUCCAUUUGGAAUGUCACACCAGCAAGCCUUGGCACAAGUUACUGCUCAAGCUGCAUUUGCUGCUCAGUCUCAGUUUCCUAUGCAACUUGAAUAUAAACCUUCUAUAGUAUCAACAGCAGCCUCUACUGGGACACACACACAGUCAAUUGAGCCAUCAUAUAUAAAAUCUGAAGUGUCUCAACAGCAACAGCAACAGCAGGCUGUGCCUUCAACUUCCGAGCAGAUGGAAUCAUCGGGGCCUUCUCAUUCUGAUAAGAAGUACCAUGCUCCUCCUCCUCCUCCUGCUACUGCUGUUAAUGAUAAGCCUGGAGAUGAUGGAUUCAACUGGAGAAAAUAUGGACAGAAACAGGUUAAGGGUAGUGAAUUUCCUCGAAGUUACUACAAGUGUACAUACUCGAAUUGCCCUGUUAAGAAGAAGGUUGAGAGGUCUCAAGAUGGUCAGAUAACUGAGAUUAUAUACAAAGGGAUGCAUAGCCACGAAAUGCCUCAAUCUUCCAAUAAGCGCGUCAAAGAUAGUAGUAGUAGUGAUGCAAAUGGACAUGGGAAUGUUCACGUCAAGUCGGAAAUGAAUUCACAGAACAGGAAUGGUGGUGGAAAUUUGCAGAGGUCAAAUGAAACUGGACAAUCCCAACUGGGGUACGAAAGGGAUCGUGAAUCUGCACAAGGCGUUCUUGUACAGGUACCGGGCUCAAGUGAUAGCGAAGAAGUGGUUGAUGCCGAUGUCAGAGAAGAUGAGGGGAAUGCUGAUGAGCCAAAUGCAAAGAGAAGGAACAUAGAAGUUGGAACAUCUGAAGUGUCCUUGUCACACAAAACAGUCACAGAACCAAAAAUCAUUGUUCAAACACGAAGUGAAGUUGACCUUUUAGACGAUGGCUACAGAUGGCGCAAGUAUGGACAGAAAGUAGUCAAGGGCAAUCCUCAUCCAAGGAGCUAUUACAAAUGCACUAGUGCAGGCUGCAACGUUCGCAAACAUGUCGAAAGAGCUUCAACCGACCCGAAAGCUGUCAUUACUACAUACGAAGGAAAACAUAACCACGAUGUUCCGGCAGCUAGGAAUAGUAGCCACAGUACAGCUAACAAUAAUAAUCCACAUAGUUAAAAAAACCAGUCAACAAGGAUGAAAAACAAGUCCUUUUGCAGCAACUGAAAGAUGAGAAAGAGCAAAAGUUACCUCUUUUAAGUUGAAUAGUCGAUUUCGAUCAACUAACAUGGGGCAACAAAAUGAAGAAAUUUAGGGGAAAAAAUGAGAUCAUUUUGACAGGUUUUUACAAGGGGUAACAGUUGCUGAUUUGUAUGUUUCCUUUGUUUUCUUUACUUGUUUAUGCACAGGCACAAUACCUUACUUGAGGUCUUGUACAUUAUUAAUAUACAUUAUGAAAUGUUGUUUAUAUAUAUAAUUUAUAUUUAUUAUUAUUAUUACCUACUAGAAUGGGAGAUGGGGUUGUUUACUUUGCUGUUCUUAAGGCCUAGUUUGGCAGUUGAAAUCAAAUCAAAAUUUUCUGUACCCCUUUUGAAUGAUAAACACCUAUUACAGUUCUAAUCAUUUCAAUUAUUAAUUAUCAUUUCUUUC
Molecule: messenger RNA, 2221 nt
Organism: Cannabis sativa
Lineage: Eukaryota; Viridiplantae; Streptophyta; Magnoliopsida; Rosales; Cannabaceae
Product: probable WRKY transcription factor 3
Exons: 4
Coding region: 215-1750 (511 amino acids)
Biological process (GO): regulation of DNA-templated transcription
Molecular function (GO): sequence-specific DNA binding; DNA-binding transcription factor activity
Source: RefSeq, a predicted model, not a curated record